AUGGCUAUAAGAGAAAGCUGGUUGGACCUGGAACUAUGGAAAACAUUUGGAUACAAAAUAAAGAUUGUAUUCAUUAUCGGAAAGGAUGGAAAGAAAGGGCAACUCAAAGAAGAACUUGAGAUGUUCGAAGAUAUUCUCCUCCUUGAUUUCACCGAGAGUUUCCAUCAUCUCGUUUACAAAGAUAUCGGUUAUCUCCAUUUUCUAGAGGAAAAGUGUCCAAAUGCUGAAUUUAUCUUCAAAGGCGACGAUGAUAUCCUACUAGUACCACAAGGGCUUAUCCACGAUUUAGAACAGUUGAAAAGUGAAGACAACGAAUUUGAGGCGAUUGGUUGUCGAAAGCCUAAGGCAGACGUGAUUCGAAAUCCAAGGUCACGAUAUUUUCUUCCGGAAGAAAUAUUUGAAGACAACUUUUUCGCCCCUUACUACGCUGGUGCUUGUUAUGUGACAACAGGAUCUUUUGCGAUGAAAAUGGCUAAGGCUCUGUCAAUGACAGAAGUGCUGCCGAUGGACGAUGUCUUCGCCGGAGAACUCAUUAAAAAUGCUAAUCUCAUGUAUGAAACCGAUUUUCUUGUCCAAAAGUAUUUGUUUUAG
Oikopleura dioica is the source of this 591-nucleotide messenger RNA. NCBI's taxonomy places the organism in Eukaryota, Metazoa, Chordata, Appendicularia, Copelata, Oikopleuridae. The record is from the annotation of a GenBank genome assembly.